Molecule: messenger RNA, 321 nt
Organism: Aureobasidium namibiae CBS 147.97
Lineage: Eukaryota; Fungi; Ascomycota; Dothideomycetes; Dothideales; Saccotheciaceae
Exons: 3
Coding region: 1-321 (106 amino acids)
Source: RefSeq, a predicted model, not a curated record
AUGGCUCUCACAAGAUCUGCAAAUACAAGCACAGCCAAGCCCUCUCUCCUGGGACGCCUGAAGGGCAAUCACCACACAACCACAACCACAACCACAACCACAACCAAGCACUCGACCAACCCAAUCACUGGAAGUCACACGACAACGACGACCAAAAAGGUCGAUGUGCAGAAGCGCAAGCCGACAAUGGGCGACAAAGUCAGCGGCGCCAUGAUGAAUCUCAAGGGCACUGUUACAGGCAAGCCCGGUGUGAAGGGAGCCGGAACCCGCAGAAUGAAUGGAACCGACGGCAAAGGCUCGCAUUACACGCGUACUUACUAG